Molecule: messenger RNA, 3015 nt
Organism: Pygoscelis adeliae (Adelie penguin)
Lineage: Eukaryota; Metazoa; Chordata; Aves; Sphenisciformes; Spheniscidae
Gene: SGSM2
Product: small G protein signaling modulator 2
Exons: 23
Coding region: 1-3000 (999 amino acids)
Molecular function (GO): GTPase activator activity
Source: RefSeq, a predicted model, not a curated record
AUGCUGAGGCUGCUUGUAAAGCAGAUCAUGGAAGAAGCUGUCACCCGGAAAUUUGUACAUGAAGACAGCAGUCACAUCAUCGCCUUAUGUGGUGUUGUGGAAGCGUGUCUCCUGCACAUGCUGAAGCGCAGGGCUGCCGGCUUCCUGCGGACUGACAAGGUGGCUGCGCUGUUCACCAAAGUUGGCAAGACGUAUGCAAUAGCUGGAGACAUAUGCAAGAAAGUGCAGGAACUGCAGCAGCAGGUAGAAGGCAGGAAAAAUCAGCCAAAUGGGCAGGAGCCCCUCAAGAGGCAGGGAUCAGCCACAAGCAAAAUGCCUGUCCUGACACCUCAGGCCAUCAAACACAUAUGGGUUCGGACAGCAUUGAUUGAGAAAGUGCUCGACAAGAUUGUGCAGUAUAUUGUUGAUAACUGCAGUAAAUAUUACGAAAAAGAAGCUUUACUGGCAGAUCCUGUUUGUGGCCCCAUACUGGCUUCUCUCCUAGUUGGACCAUGCGCUCUGGAGUACACCAAGCUAAAAACAGCUGAUCACUAUUGGACAGACCCUUCAGCAGAUGAGCUUGUUCAACGACACCGGAUUCAUGGAGUACAUGGCCGCCAAGACUCUCCUUCGAAGCGCCCAGCCCUGGGAAUCCGGAAACGACAUUCAAGUGGGAGCAUGUCAGAAGAUCGCUUUGCUGCUUCGGCAAGAGAGUAUGUGGAGUCUUUGCACCAGAAUUCCCGAACACACCUCUUGUAUGGGAAAAACAAUGUCUUAGUCCAGCCGAAAGACGACUUGGAGGCAAUUCCUGGGUAUCUCUCCCUUCAUCAAUCAGCAGAUAGUUUGACUUUAAAAUGGACUCCAAAUCAGCUGAUGAAUGGAACCCUUGGAGAUUCAGAGCUGGAGAAAAGUGUUUACUGGGACUACGCAUUAAUAGUGCCACUCAGCCAGAUCGUCUGCAUUCACUGCCAUCAGCAACAAAGCAGAUGGACGUUAGUCUUGGUGAGUCAGGAUGGAACUCAGAGACCUCCGCUGCACUUCCCCCAAGGAGGUCACCUCCUCGCAUUUCUUUCCUGUCUGGAAAAUGGUCUUCUGCCUCGUGGUCAGCUAGAACCACCACUUUGGUCCCAACAGGGCAAGGGUAAGGUAUUUCCAAAGCUUCGAAAACGGAACAGCAACAAAUCAGUGGACCUAGAGGAAAUGCCAGCUGAAGAUGCUUCUACAGACUAUGUGUUCAGAAUUAUCUAUCCAGGACACAAGCAUGAUAACAACGCCAGCGAAAUGAUAGAGAUGCAAGGCUUUGGGGCAAACUUGCUUUCGUGGCAGCUGGAGCACUGCAGCCAAGGCUCCUCAUGUGUCUCCUGUUCAACGGGCAGCUCUCCCUAUGAUAUACCCAGCUGCUGCAACUGCAUCCAUGAUAGAACUCCAUUGAAGAUGUUGUGUGAAAGCAUGAAGAGGCAAAUAGUUUCCAGAGCCUUUUAUGGAUGGCUUGCCUACUGCCGCCAUUUGUCGACAGUGCGAACACAUCUGUCUGCCCUCGUGAACCACACUAUUAUCCCACCUGACAAACCAUCCAGUGCUGCAGGAGGCCUGACUAAAGAGGUCUGGAGCAAGUAUCAGAAGGACAAGAAGAAUUACAAGGAACUGGAAUUACUAAGAAGAGUUUACUACGGUGGGGUACAGCAUGAGAUUCGAAAGGAAGUAUGGCCAUUCUUGUUAGGUCACUAUAAAUUCGGCAUGGCCAAAAAGGAGAUGGACCAGGUGGAUGAAGACAUUGCUCUCCGGUAUCAGAAGGUCAUGGCUGAGUGGAAAGCCUGUGAGGUCAUUGUAAAGCAGCGAGAGAAAGAAUCGCAUUCUGCCACACUGGCAAAGUUUUCGUCAGGCAGCAGCAUUGACAGCCAUGUCCAGCGACUGAUUCACAGGGACUCUACCAUCAGCAACGAUGUCUUUAUAUCUGUAGAUGAAAUGGACUCAGCGGAGCGGGACUCAAAAGGUCAGGACGACCCCACUUUCACCGUGGUGUCUGCCGACACGCCAGCAGCAGUAGCUGCCAUAGAGCAACAGUCUGUGGAGUUUGACUCCCCCGACUCUGGGCUGCCAUCCUCGAGGAACUACUCUGUGGCCUCGGGCAUCCUGUCCAGUAUUGAUGACGGACAGAGUGUCUCCUUCGAAGAUGGGGCUGAAGAAACGGCUAGCACUGACUUGGAAAGGACUGACCCAGACACACCACGUAUGCAGAAAGCCAAGUCAGUUGUACUGCAGUCUCAGGAUUCUGUAUCAGAAGAGCAGCUGUGUUCCCAGGUGGAUUAUUUAAUGGAUGUUGCUUCUGUCUGCGCUGCAUCCUACACAAUAGAGUUAUUGGACACUGUUGCCUUAAAUUUGCACAGAAUUGAUAAAGAUGUCCAGAGAUGUGAUCGGAAUUACUGGUAUUUUACUGCUGAUAACCUGGAGAAGCUCCGAAAUGUCAUGUGCAGUUAUGUUUGGGAGCACCUAGAAGUUGGUUAUGUUCAAGGCAUGUGUGACCUCCUGGCUCCUUUGAUGGUUGUACUUGACAAUGAUCAACUGGCUUACAGCUGCUUCAGCCACCUGAUGAAGAGGAUGAGCCAGAACUUCCCCAAUGGAGGUGCUAUGGACACACACUUUGCCAACAUGCGGUCCCUAAUCCAAAUUCUAGACUCAGAGCUUUUUGAAUUGAUGCACCAGAAUGGAGAUUACACUCACUUUUACUUCUGCUAUCGCUGGUUCCUGCUCGACUUUAAAAGAGAAUUGUUGUACGAGGAUGUAUUUACAGUGUGGGAAGUUAUUUGGGCAGCAAAGCACAUCUCUUCAGAACAUUUUGUCCUUUUCAUUGCCUUAGCACUUGUGGAAGUUUAUCGAGAGAUUAUCCGUGAUAACAACAUGGACUUCACUGAUAUCAUCAAGUUUUUUAAUGAAAUGGCAGAGCAUCAUAAUGCCGAGGAAAUUCUGAGGAUAGCAAGAGACCUUGUCUACAAAGUACAGACACUGAUUGAAAAUAAGUGAUAAUGAACAGACUGU